Molecule: messenger RNA, 3465 nt
Organism: Acanthaster planci (crown-of-thorns starfish)
Lineage: Eukaryota; Metazoa; Echinodermata; Asteroidea; Valvatida; Acanthasteridae
Molecular function (GO): nucleic acid binding; zinc ion binding
Source: RefSeq, a predicted model, not a curated record
GUACCGGGCUGCAGGUCGCGACGAGCAGUGGAGCUUGGAACUCCUAACUGUGCUGAAUUUUACAAUAAAAUUUUGUAAGUUUUAGAAAGAAUCAAAAUCACCCCACAAAGCAGACAGUUGUGCAGGUCCAAUUUCUGCUUCUGAUUGGCAACCUGAAGACAUUUUGAACGUCACUGGUCUUCAACAAGGAGAACUCGUCGGUCAUCAUUUGACAUCUUCAAGAAGAAAAGAAUGGAACCAUCAGACCUUCCUGACUUUUCUCUUCCGGAUAUAAUCUUACCGGAAAGCUCCCCUCCUGAGCCAGAUAUAAGCACAACGUCUGACCUGAUGCCAUCGUUGGCAGACUUCACCCUACCUGAACCAAGGAGCAUUCCACAGGUGUUGGAUGGUGCUGGAGUGUCAUGCCAGCAGGAUGCUGUCCAGUCAGGUCCUGAAGCUGGCAAGCUGGAGGGCCCAGAGAAAAAUGCCCAGACGCUGGGGGAGUUCAAGAUGUGCAAAAUCUGCCACAUCUACUUGAACUCCAAGACCCAGGCCGACAUGCACUAUGCCGGAAAAGUACACCAGAAGAAACUGCGACAGCAGGCAUUGGCCGAGUCAUUAGCGAUAAUCGCACCUGAUAUCGUGCCACCGGUCACCCCGCCGAACAGCUCCUCGCCGUCCGCCCCCGCCAAGGAGAAGUCCAUCCCACUCCUGCCUCACUGCAGUGUCUGCGGUCUGACCUUCACCGGCCUGGGCGAGGUGCAGACACACCUGACCGGCGCCAGGCACGCCAGGAAGCUGCGGGAGCUUGCCGAGAAGGAGAAGCUGGAGCAGGCCCAAAAAGAGAAACCUGUGAACCCUUCCUCAGUACCCGACUGUUUCUAUUGCAAGCACUGUGACGUCGUGUGCACCUCCCAAACCCAGCUGGAUCAACAUUUCUCAGGGAGCAAGCACAAGUAUGUGAUGGAGGCCGCCAAGAAUGCGGCCAGCUGCCGUCUGACAACCCCACCGACAACUGCGACGGAGGCCGAGAUGCCGGCCAGCACGGUGUAUGCGUGUCCCCCCUGCAACGUCACAGCCAACUCUGAACAGCAGUAUCUCCAGCACUGUGCAAGUGUCAAACACAAAAAUAAACUGCAGAAUCGGCCAGGCAAGGGCAAGUUUCGUGAUCAGCCGUACCCCAAACGACAAGGAGCACAGGGGAAAGCAAACAGUCCAAGCAACACCGCCAAUCGGUCGUCGUUGGGCAGGGGAAACUGGACAAAAAGCAGCAGCGACUCAUUCAAUCCCAAGAGUUCCUUCAAUGCCUGCCGUGGCAAUGGCAGUGCAGGCCCCAGCAGGGGGAGGGGGCGGGGUACAGGAAUGCCCGCAAAGAGUCAACUGAACAGUUUGUUGAGCAAUUUCGGGGGCGGUUACUCCAGAAGUGCCACAGGCGACAGCUGGAGCGUCGGCAACAGAAGUGCCGUGGGCGACAGCUGGGGCACCGGCAACAGAAGUGCCAUGGACAACAGCUGGGGCUUUAGCAACAGAAGGGCCAUGGGCAACAGCUGGGGCACUGGCAACAGAAGUACAGUGGGCGACAGCUGGGGCACCGACAAUAAUAUCGCUGCGAACGUUUCUUCACGAGGGGGCGGGAGGGGAAGGGGCUGGCAACAACAGCCAAAACAGUGGGGUGGGACCCAGAGCAUGCCAGGCCGGUCCGGCAUCCCAGGGCUUGAAGAUAACUUUGUCAGGCAGAGCUUCAAGGAACAAGAUAACUACUGAGAGAUCAACCCCAUACCUGGAGAACACAGUAACAUCCAGGCAGCCUGUAUGGGACAGAUUACAGGCCAGUAUCUAUGGCCCAGGCUAUCACCAAAUCGAGAGGAUUAUUUCUUGUGUCAGGAAAGUCGAGACGCAAUCAUCGAGACAAACAUUGUCCAUGUAACGUCUUUGGUCCCCACAACCUCUGUGCUUGAUAUGUGUUUCAGACCCCACAACUAAGAAACAACUAUUUAUGUAUUCUCGGGUUACUAACCAACGUAUCUGUGCAUGGCAAAUCGAUGUGCUUUGACAUGCAUUUGUGUGUCAGGGAUACAUCUCGGAUGACAUCCCAAGGUUCCAACACGCUAUAUACACACCCGGAUUUCUUUGUAUGCAUGUGGUGUACACUAUACAUAGGUAUAAUUUUCAGUUGUAUGUAAAUCGAAAGGGUCUUUGCAUGGAUGCAAACUGCUGAGCAGUGCAGCCAUUGGAGUGUCCAUCUGGCCUCGUUAUCAGUUUCUGCAUAUGACUAGUGGCCACUUCAAAACUGAAUAAAAAGAAGAAAACUAGCCGUUAACUUUUUUUGAUUUUGAAAUAAUACUGGUAAUCAGCACCGACCAAACAGUUGCCAGCUUGUUGGCACUGAUAAAAGACUUCUGGACGAGUGGGUUAUUCAUAGUCCAUGUCCCCCCACAAGCCGGACUACCAGUUUGCCCUGGUGGGAUCAUUGGAUCGGCCCACUCAAGUCUGCUGAGACAAGUCACUGGCCAGCAAGUCUUUGCAAGAAGAAUGCAGGCUACAAAAUAUCUGUGAGAGCAAGUCGGGAAGCAUAAUGCUCAUUCACGCUCUACAUGAUUCUUGUGGAGGACUGCAGUCACAUCAUCAAGGCCAGUUCAGACUUGGCGCAAAAGCGACCACAAACACGAAUUUGCGACGUCAGAUCCAAAUACUCGCGCUGCGAAUUUGCAAACGUUGAACACAUUUUAACUUGAGCGAAAUGUCGCUGCAAAUUUUUCAUGACGUCAAAUAUUUUCUCCGCUUUCGCAUUGGACUGCAGUAUGAACCAGCCUUGUAUACUCUAUGGAAGGAAUAUUUGCUGCUGCUGUAGAGCACAGUUUACUUGUAAGUUAAACCUUUUCUGUGUGCUCUGUAGAGAAAUCAGAUGCUCUGCUUUGUGCGUCUUGCACAAAGCAAUUAAAAGCAAUUACUCCCGUCAAAGUUGUAUUAUAGUUUGUAUAGCGUUGAGAAGUAUUAGAGAGAAAAUGUACAUACUGUUUCUGGCUGCAGCCUUUGAUGUUGAUCCAAUGGAGAGGCCUCCCUCUGAGUGUUUUUAUGAAUGGGAAAAUUUUACCUUGGCCAGUGAUACAAAGAACUGGUGUAAUGAUCUGUGCGUCCAGUUCUUCGUAAGAUUUCUGCUCUUGCCAGGGGAAGCUGAAACGCCAACGGAAGGUCAGGAAUUUUAUCUUGUAUUUGGUUUUUACCUGACCUUUCCUUCCAAGUUCCAGCAGUGUCACGUUUCUAAGUUGAAGGUAUUAUACUUUGGUUGAAUAUUCUUUAUUAUUCAAGGAUUGAAAACAGAAACAAGUUUCAUUUUUAUGCACCUGUAUACAAUUCGUGCAGUCACUAAUGCACAGUUUACUUGAAAAAAAAAGACUUACAAUAAUGGAUGACUUGUUCAUUUGGACCACUUACACGGAAGAAGCUUGAUUAAAACACAUUCGUCCGCAGUUGUUGCAUAUGAAA